AUGGCUUCUAAUUUCGGAAUACCAACACCGCCCGCUAUUGAAUCGUCAUCAUCUAAAUAUGCAUACGAUAACUCAGACAAUGAUAAACCCAAAAUAGUCACUGGUAUUUCUUCAGUUCUUGACAUGAAGUCUUCCGAACCAUCAACACCAAUAAGUCCAUCUCCCAAGGUGACCAGAAUUUCGAGGUUUCGUUAUUACUUUACAGACAAGGAAACCUUAAAUAAUUCAAUAUUUGAGAUAGCCACUGAACACAACAUCAAAAUACCCGAAGACUCCUCCUCUUAUAAGUUGACUGCUCCAACUGAUCAGAAUCUUGUCCCAUCACUUGAUUCAUCAUCAUCAGUCCAAUCAAGUUCGAACGUUUCGAGUCCAUCAGAUACAAAUACAACCGAUACGACCGAUACAACCGAGGAUGCAUCUAAAUCAGAUAAUAAUUCUAAAAAUUAUGUCAUUAACAAAAAGAAAAGAAAGGGUAUCCCUCGUAAAGCACCUGAUUUGUCAGAACUUGAACAAGAACCGGGAAUCGUUUUUAGUUUUCCAACAGUUUUCCAGGCGGGACCUCAAAAACAACAUAGGACCAUUGAAGACCGAAAUGCAUUUGCCAAUCCAAUCCCGGCAUAUCCAUAUAUUUCAAAUAACUUAACAUCAGUAUCCGCAGCACUCAUUCAUCGACCGGUGCUGCUUCCAGAUAUUGUUAGAAAGAUGACCGACGAUCGUCGUUCACAAAUGAGAUCAAGGCCAACAACACGAGCUAAGAACAAGCGUGACCAUCAAGAGCUCGAAUACUUGAAAUCAUCGGGAUUGGAGAGCAUUCGUGAUCCAACUGAUAACGCAGCACCUCUUCCAAACCAAAAUGAAGAAUCGUCGACUGGUUCACGUCGCGGUCGUACUACGAUGAGAGGAAAGACCAGUCCGACACUAGCAAAAGCUCAUGGAAAUGAUGGUAAUGAUUCUUCUUUUUUUUAUUACCAUGUUGACAAUAAACGUCGUUUCUCGGAAUCGUCUCUUUCUUCUAUGUCGACUUCCGAGUUGAGUGAAUAUGAUCUUAACAUCGAUAAUUUUGACGAUGAUGAAGAUGACCCCGAUUUUGCCCCUCCCGCGAAAAAGAGAAAGGCCGAACACGCGAUGACCAUAAAGACCGCAAACGUAAGCCCAGCCCGCGUGCACCGGCGAGAUUCAAACAAGACCAAAGUCUGUGCGAGUUGCCGAACCCGAACGACCCCAUGCUGGCGUCCAGCCUGGAGUUCCGAGCUUUUCUUGUGCAAUAGCUGUGGGUUAAGGUGA
Diversispora eburnea is the source of this 1284-nucleotide messenger RNA. Lineage: Eukaryota; Fungi; Glomeromycota; Glomeromycetes; Diversisporales; Diversisporaceae. The record is from the annotation of a GenBank genome assembly.